Messenger RNA from Symbiodinium pilosum, 1008 nucleotides. The record is from the annotation of a GenBank genome assembly. NCBI's taxonomy places the organism in Eukaryota, Dinophyceae, Suessiales, Symbiodiniaceae.
AUGACCGAGGUGCGUAAGCUUUGCGCCUGCCAGAAGAUCGACAUCGAGGCCCAACUUUCUGCUGGCAUCCGCUUCUUUGACUUCCGGGUCAUCUAUUCUCGCGACCGGUGGGUGGGGGUUCACGGCAUGGAGACUGAGAGAGAAGCCUUGUUCUACUUGGAGAAGAUCUGCACGUGGUUGCAGGAACAUCCAGACGAGGUCGUGGUCCUCUGGCUGUCUAGGCAUGGGAAUGAGACCGAGACGGGGAACGAGCAGUACCCUGACGUUUCCGCCAACAAAAAGCAGGAGUUCUAUAGGCAGAUCCUUCACACUUUUGGUGAUUUUGUGGUGGACCACCAGGUCACGCCCCUGGACAGCACGCCAUUGAAGGAUCUUGUAGGCUCCGGCAAACAGGUGGUCCUGAUCUGCUCUGACUGGGCUGAGUUCACAGGGCGCUGCAGCAAAGCAUUGGAUGCAGCACAGGUGAUUGAGAACCACCUACCCGGGAGCUUCUGUGAUCCAGUCCUCGAGUCCUUGGAGUUCUUCAGCAACUUGAGGCUGAGGGACGGCAAGUAUCACCUCGUCUCCCUUGCUAACAGCGCCGACAAAGGGGCGUUUGUGAAGCAGAUUCUGCCUCAAGGAGUGCGCGGCAUGAUCAACUUGUUCGGUGACACACUUCCCAAAAGCAAAUUGGAGGAUGUACCCGGAAUGGAAAACAAUCCCUGGAGGCUGGACCACGCUGCGAGAUUCACCAACUACUAUGUGCAGACCGUGCUGGAUACUGUGUGGAAUAGGUGCACCCUUCCACAUGCAAUAUAUUUAGACAUGGUGACUGCAGACGGGGGCAUCGAGAUCGGAAACGGCCGCCAGUUUGGAUAUGUCGAUUCCAUUCUCGUAUACAAUGCGCUGCAGGGCGGCGACCAGGACUUGGUCGCGAAGAUGCUAGGGCGCCUGGACUUGCUUCCGCGUAGCUUGUGGGAAGACCGUCGGGAAGGGCGCUCAGCCGUGUGGCCUUUGAGGUCUCCAUAA